Molecule: messenger RNA, 1629 nt
Organism: Exserohilum turcica Et28A
Lineage: Eukaryota; Fungi; Ascomycota; Dothideomycetes; Pleosporales; Pleosporaceae
Exons: 7
Coding region: 25-1608 (527 amino acids)
Cellular component (GO): cytoplasm
Molecular function (GO): cystathionine beta-synthase activity; cysteine synthase activity
Source: RefSeq, a predicted model, not a curated record
UUCACAGCCGUUGUCAACGCCAAAAUGUCUCAAAGAAACCAUCUCAACGCUUACUCGGGCCCUGAUGCUCUCCGGAACUAUUUCGAUCCUGACUAUCAACCUAUGCUGCCGCUUGUAGAGAUACUUCCCAGUUUGAACCCGUUCUACAACGAUGGUGUACGCAUACAUGCAAAGAUGAUGUCAAUGCAUCCUUCGAAUAACGUCAAGGUCAUGCCAGCAUUGAACAUGUUAUCGAAGGGUGUACAGCCAGAAAAGUCGAAAACCGUGGUUGAAUACAGCUCUGGGUCUACAGUGAUCUCACUAGCAAUGGUUUCUCGCAUCAAUCACGGCAUACAAGAUACCCGCGCGUUCCUGAGCAACAAGACCACCGUCCCCAAACUAAGGCUCAUGCAGUUUUUCGGGCUAGACAUAACGCUUUUUGGAGGUCCCUCGCAACCAGAGCCACACGAUGAGCGAGGCGGUAUACAACAGGCCAGAAAAUGGGCUGAACAAGACGAAUCAGUCCUGAAUCUCAAUCAGUACGAGAACGACGGAAAUUGGCAAUCACAUAUCAGAUGGACCGGUCCCCAGAUUCACGAACAACUCCCCAACAUUCGGAUACUGUGUGCUGGUAUGGGUACAUCGGGCACAAUGACAGGCCUGGGUCAAUAUUUCAAAACAGCAAAGCCUUCUGUUGUCCGAUUAGGUGUCUGCACUGCUGCAGGAGACCGCGUCCCUGGCCCCCGAUCCUACGCACUGCUCAGCCCAGUCGAAUUUCCAUGGCGCGACUCUGUAGACGCUAUCGAGGAGGUGGGCUCAAAAGACGCAUUUGGCCUAUCUUUGCAGCUUUGCCGUGAGGGACUGGUGUGUGGGCCAUCAUCUGGCUUUAAUCUCAAGGGGCUUUUCAGCUAUCUGGAGAAGAGAAAGACUGCCGGUACCCUGAGUGAGCUAGCCGGUCCUGACGGGCUCAUCGAUUGUGCUUUCAUCUGCUGCGAUCUACCCUACCAGUACAUUGAUGAAUAUUUCGACAAGCUUGGUAGCGAAGCGUUCCCACAAAUACAUAACGAGAACCUCCGGACCGUCGACCUCUACCGCUACGACGAAGCAUGGGAACUCAACCCGACACAAGCACUAUCGCAACUCGCCAAUACGGCUCAAAAGGACGGCUUCAGAGCAGUCAUGCUUGAUCUGAGGAAGACAGAAGACUUCAGCGAAAGCCAUAUACCAGGCUCGUGCAAUCUGCCACUGCAAAGCUCCAAUGCAUCCACGCCUAGCCCAUUCUUCGAUGCCACCGUACUUGAGAACCAAUGGAAGGAACUGGAGGCUACAUUUACCCGAGAUCGGAUCAAUGCAUAUGAUCUUCCUGGUAAAGAAGUAUACGUUGUAUGCUACGAGGGUGAUACGGCGAGGGUCGCUACGAGCGUCCUUCGCGCCAAGGGCAUUGUUGCGAGCAGCGUAAAAGGUGGAUUUGCUGCCAUAAGAAGAGACAUGCCACUUCUACAAAUGUCCGGGCGAGGAAGAGAGGUGACGCAGCACACCCGAACAAAGGUGCCUGAUAUUGUGGCCAAGGAGCUGAGAGCCGACUCGCUACCCACUCAACUUCGCAGUCCGACGGGUCUCGUCAUGUAAAUUAUCAGGGAACAAAACGGC